Paraphaeosphaeria sporulosa is the source of this 2793-nucleotide messenger RNA. RefSeq lists its product as uncharacterized. The record is from RefSeq and is a predicted model, not a curated record. Bases 1 to 2793 code for a protein of 930 amino acids. The transcript is spliced from 4 exons. NCBI's taxonomy places the organism in Eukaryota, Fungi, Ascomycota, Dothideomycetes, Pleosporales, Didymosphaeriaceae.
AUGGAGCUCGAUCUGGAGUUGGAUGUGAUCGAGCACGAACCGACCGUGCUUGAAUACGCGCGCUUUCACGGCCUCUGCAGCGAUUUCACACAUGAGCUGCCACAAUGCUACAACAACGUCUCGAUCUCGGAUGAGACUUUUGAUCGGGAUCUUCAGGAUCCUAAAGAUGUUCUCGCGCUCACUAAUCCGGCAGACGAGCUAAAAAGGGAGCGAUUCGCUGUCACCAAGGAAGCUGCGAUGAUACUCAAAUCCGCGAUUUCUCUGGCAGCAGCGCCGCAUGACUUACCACUGUUAGCGAAUGAAAAAAUGAGAAUCCUCAACCUCAAACUGGAGGUCCCAAUUCUUCGGACUGACAACGAACUAGACUUGCUGGAAUUCGGCAGCGCGGUGAUGCCUAGCUUUGAUGACCUCAAGAUACCGCUUGUACCGAUUGAUGAAGAGAACGAAGAAGGCCUUGAAUGGCCGUCGAGGUACUCUGGGUAUCCAGCACAGUGUACUGAUCGAGCGAAGAGCGAAAAGCUGGGAGUGUCGCGGGAAACACUGCUGCAUCUCCAGAACGCCAUCAAGGACUUUCAUUUGCUCGAGGAUUCCGAAAACAUCAAACAGGAGGCUUUAAGCUAUCGGAAAGUGAAUGAUUCAAACUCAACUACCGCAGAGGCAAAGGCCUUGGAAGAGCAGCUCAUGGCUGCAGAUGCACUUAUGCGACGUGAUUCUGAUGGAAGCGAUACCACUCUGCUGCUGGACAUGCUCGAUCCUGGCGAAUAUGAACCGUCACUGGGCGAUGCCAAUUCACCUUCUACGAAACGUAGAGCAGCUUAUCUGAAGAUCGAAGGACCGCUCACCCCGCUCAUGUUCUCCGAAUCACCGGCGAAAAAGUUAAAGACGGUUGCCUUCGCGGAGAUGCUUGUCGAGUAUAUUCCCAAUUUUGAGAACGGCAACGACAUCCUCAGUCCGGAGGAUGACUACGCCUUCUUCAAAGACAUCAUUGAACCUGCUGCAGAAGACGCUAAGUGGAGAGUCGAGAAUGAGAAGCUCUCGGAAGCUGAUACCACCAAGAGGAUGCCUGUCCCGCAUGUUGAUUUUCGACUUCCGAUCGCACCUUGGGAUGAAUUUUCUCGCAGAGAUAGAUCUGAGUCAGAAAUUGAUGCACAAGCGCGAUUCCUUUUAUGGGUAAAAGGCAACUACAUGAAAUCAGCAACAUCAUGGCAUGGAGUGUCGGAGCUUGAGAGAACGCUCCCGUUGGCGCCCUUCCCGUAUGAGUUAGGAAUAGUCUCGACCGAAGAGCAGCUUCACGGAGAGGACACAUUGACCAAGAUGCUCGCCGAAGUGGCUGUGGGCGAGAUCGCUACGAGCUCUACUGGCAUGUGGAAGAGGGACGGCCUCCUUAUACUUGAAGAUGAGGAACAUGGUGAAGAAUUCUUGACGCCUGCCGAUCUAGGAGAGCUCACGGAUAUGAAUUUCUUGGUUAGAAAACAACAGCUCAAACUGCAAGAGGUCGUCGGUAAUCACGGUUACUCGUCCCAACCAAAGCUAUCAGCGCUCACAGCCGUCGCUGGAACUCUGAAACCUCGACACGAUCUAAUUGAGAGCCAUCAUUGGAGGACCGAGUCGUCGGGGUCGGGUGCAAACGCUUCGCCGCGUGCAAUCGAAGUCCGGCAGAAGGACCUUCAACUCGAUUCCAUGCGCAAUAAGUCUAUACAAGAAUGGGACAAAGAUCAGAGUCUCAUAUUUGGCGGCAAGUUCUCCGCAUCUAGUGCUCUAGACAAUUUCAUAGUGUUACAAGGAAUGACUGUAAAGCCGAACACGAUAGGAAGGAACGAGCCUCUAGCAAAGCGACCUCCAGAGCCCCCGCUCCGUUCGCCUAUCCGACCUACCAAACAGGCACGUAAUGAUGAGAAUGGGCUGUCAAAAGUUGAUUCUCAAAACGCCCCAGAACCAGUGCGGAGGCCACUCAAUUUACCACCACUACCUGAAUCCAUGCCUCCUUGCUCAUUCGUCAUUUCGUCCACUUUACUGCAGCGGCGAAGUCUUUCAAAGCAGAUUGAGACACUGUAUCCGGACGCAGAAUUUGUGUGUCGGGACUUCGACUUGCAAAUUGCAGUGAGCAAAGAAGCAGACCUCAUCUUGUCGCCUUCGACGGGCCUCAUGUUGACGACAUUGCAGCAAUUGAAGCAGCGCGCUCUUCCUGGGCAGCCAGAGCGCUCACCAGUCAAGGAGCGAAUGGUUUCACUCAAGGAUGUGUAUGAACGACUUGUAGUCUUGGUUAGCGAAGGGCUAAGCCGAGAGCUGGAGCAACAGAGCUUUGGUCCAUGUUCAGAUCGCAGGGACCAGGAAGCCGUCACCGAGUACGAGAAGAUUGCCGCAAAAUUGGAUGGCGAAGUGCUCGUUCGAUACAUCCCGGGUGGAGAACAGGCACUUGCACGGUCGGUCGUGAUUGAGAUGGCAAAGUUCGGCUUGCCUCAUGGUUCCCAUGACAUCGGUGAUAUCAAGCUUCUCCCUGACCAGACUACUUGGGAAAUUUUCCUCCGUCGCGCAGGUCUCAAUACUUUCGCUGCACAGGUCAUUCUCGCCCUCCUCAAGGAUCCAUUCGACUGGCCACAGUUUUCGGAAGGCACGUCUGACGAUAAGUCUGGCCCAACGCAGACGCGCGGGUUACUCAAUUUUCUAUUCAUGCCAGCGGCGACUCGUGUGCAAACCUUCCAGGCGGUUCUAGGCGGCAGCAGGAUUUUGAGGAGGGUCAGCGCGCUGCUGGAUGAGCGCUGGCUGAGUGCAGCACAUGGAUUUCGAGUGUGA